GCAGAGCUUCAGUCUGGAAUUGCAGUACAAAUCUUGAAAGUGUUUUGUUGUAUGAUAUUACUAAGAAUGAGUGUAAGGAGUUGGCAGCCCUUCCAUACCCCGUGUCUGAAAUGGCCACAGUUAAGUGGGGUGAUGACAGUGUGAUCAUGGUUGGAGGUACUGACAGUAAAGGUCAACCAUUAAACAAAAUUUUCUUAUACAACAUCAAAACCCAGAGGAGUCAUAUGUUGCCAGACAUGAAGUAUAAGAGGAGAGGAUGUGUGGCUGCAGUUGUCAGAGACACUGUGAUUGUCAUGGGAGGCAAAAAUGAAAGAGAAAAGUGCUUAAAGUCUGUAGAAUGUUUUCGAUUUGAUCGCUAUAGCUGGCAAGAACUUCCAGAAAUGCACACAGCAAGAGGCUUCGCUACUGCAGUU
Paramuricea clavata is the source of this 413-nucleotide messenger RNA. Lineage: Eukaryota; Metazoa; Cnidaria; Anthozoa; Malacalcyonacea; Plexauridae. The record is from the annotation of a GenBank genome assembly.